Molecule: messenger RNA, 1048 nt
Organism: Arabidopsis thaliana (thale cress)
Lineage: Eukaryota; Viridiplantae; Streptophyta; Magnoliopsida; Brassicales; Brassicaceae
Gene: PETE1
Product: plastocyanin 1
Exons: 1
Coding region: 91-714 (207 amino acids)
Cellular component (GO): chloroplast thylakoid membrane; cytoplasm; thylakoid membrane
Molecular function (GO): electron transfer activity; copper ion binding
Source: RefSeq, marked reviewed
UCAAAGUCUCCUUAUCUACUUAUGCAACGUUAGACAAAGCUAUCAAACAAUGCCACGUCACCUCACAAAACAUCUAGGGUAACCAAUCACAUGCAGAUAACUCUCUCGCUUUAUUUUCUCUUCAAAUCUUAUCAAAAAUCCCAUAAUGUUUUCAUUUCUUUACAAGUGAUCAACAAAACACCCCAAAAAGUAAAGAAAAUGGCCGCAAUUACAUCAGCUACCGUCACCAUCCCUUCUUUCACCGGCCUAAAGCUCGCCGUCAGCUCAAAACCUAAGACAUUAUCCACCAUCAGUAGAUCCACUUCCGCCACCAGGGCGCCACCUAAGCUCGCUUUGAAGUCCUCUUUGAAGGAUUUCGGUGUCAUCGCAGUGGCAACAGCAGCUUCGAUCGUUUUAGCUGGAAAUGCGAUGGCCAUGGAGGUUCUUUUAGGAUCCGACGACGGUUCCCUUGCUUUCGUACCAUCUGAAUUCACGGUGGCUAAAGGAGAGAAGAUCGUGUUCAAGAACAACGCAGGGUUCCCACAUAACGUGGUGUUCGACGAAGACGAGAUCCCUAGUGGUGUGGACGCAAGCAAGAUCUCGAUGGAUGAGACAGCGCUUCUAAAUGGUGCAGGGGAGACUUACGAGGUUACUUUGACAGAGCCAGGCUCUUACGGUUUCUAUUGUGCGCCGCACCAGGGUGCUGGUAUGGUUGGGAAACUCACCGUCAAGUAAAUUGUCUAGAUAUUCUCUUGUUCGUGUAGGAGCUUACAUAUUCAUGAUUUAUAAAUCUAAUUUGGAAGAGAAUGUUGGAUUGAUAAAGAGGAUCAUAUAAUGUUUACUAUCAUAAGUUACUGGUUUCAGUGGCUCUUUUGUACAUUUUAAGUCACGGUCAUACAAUCCGAUAACCUUUCUCUGUGUCCGUGUAAAGAGCUUUUAGUUUGAAUAAAGUUUGUUUUAGGUGUAUCUGCGUUGGGUUUACUUGCCUUACUUUGGUCCCAACGUUUGAGUCUUUUAGAGGCCCAGCACGCCUAUAUAUCACAAAUUGGGCCUAACGACUCAUGUUUUU